AGCUGCUUCCCGAAUCGAGCUUAUCUCUGGCAGAACAGUCGGACAGUUCUGACCUUCUUGCGUCAUCCUGAGUUAAAGUUCAGAGCUGCUUAACUACCAGCGGAAGACUUUAGAACUAAGCCAACCGGGGAAAAACCACAUUCUUCCCAGUUGAUCAGAAAAUAGAUGAAAUUAACAAGGAGACGGGCGGCUUUUUUUCAUGCCAAGGAGAAGGUUCCUGAACUCCCAGCAGCCAGAUUGGGUGUGAAAACCUAGUGAGAAGGGGAAGAUGGGCGUGUGGAAAGACCCAGUCUGUGGACAGAACGGAGCAGACACAGAGGCCUUUAAGUUAAGAAAGGGAGGGUAGCUUUCGAACCAGCUAGUGCCUCGGGACUAUAGGGGAAGACUGUGUUUUGUUUGGGUAUGGUUUUAAUGGAGAGGAAGAGGAUACGUUCUAAAAUUUGGCAAUAUGGGCAGGAGGCGCAGAACGGUAAUGUUGGAACGGAACACUGCAGGGCUGGAAUUGCAUUGCUCAGGAUUGUGUGAUGAAGGUAGCUUGGAGUAGGUCGGUUUGAGGGGUCUUGACAAGCAAUGGCCACGGAAGCCCCUGUGAACAUAGCCCGCCCUGAACGCAGCCCCGUGGGCAGUACGGCAGCUGACAGCUUCAUCUGGCAGCCAAACCCUGGAAGCAUGCACGUCCUCAGGCCCAAGUCCGCCAAGGGGCGGACGCGGCCGAGCCCGCACAGACCGCAGGGCACAGAGCUGCACCCUCAGCGCGCGCCAGCCUCCCUGCCUCCAGCUAUUCCCUGCGAGUCGCCAAGCAGCCAGCGACCAGGAGCCUGCGCACCCAAGUCCCCACACCAGGGAGCUCCCGAUGAGGUCCCCGAGCUGCUGCAACAGGUGCCCAUCGGCGCCACCUCUUCCCUCAAUAAAUACCCAGUCCUCCCUUCCAUCAACAGGAAGACCCCGGAGGAGGGCUCUGUGGAGACAGUGGCUAAGAAGGCCGGCUCCCUGCAGCUGAGCGGCGUCCGGGCUCUUAACCAAGAGGAGACUGACAGCAUGAAGACAAGUGAAGAAGAUUCCAGAGCUCCAGCUUGUUCCCCAGAGAGGAGAUUCAUCGCCAGAACCAGGAGACAGUCCUCCCCCAGGGCUGGGGACCUGGAGGAGCCAUCAGAUCCGGAGCCGCGGCUGCUGCUGGCCAUCAGAUCGCCGUCGGGCCGAAGGUUCGUUCGCCAUUUCCGGCCCACCGACGCCUUACAGACUGUGGUAGCUGUGGCCGAACACAAGAACCAGGCCAGCUACCACCCCUGCCGCAUCGAAACGAUGGAGGUGCCCAGGAGACGGUUCUCCGACCUCACCAGAUCCCUGCAGGAGUGCAAAAUCCCCCACAAGUCGGUGCUGGGCAUCUCACAGGAAGAAGGGGGAGGGGAGCCCUGAGUCCACAGCCCCCCACGCUGGGGUCCUAGGUCUCCGAGUAAGGAGUGCGCUUGGGUGCUGUGGCCUUCCAGGCAGCUCGGUGCCAAGCGCCAUGUGAACCUUGGUGCAGCUGUGAGCCUUGGGACUCAUCUUCAGAGCCUCUCCUCUGGAGUGAAAUUUGCAUGGGUGCCAAGUGCACUGAGAAAGUUCUUCUCCGGUUGUUAAAUUCCCUCCAGCACUGGAGGGAACCAGCAAGUUACCAGGGCUGUUUCUGAAACCGCCGUGACCAGGUCUCCCCCUUUCCCGAGUUCUGGGUCCUUUCUGGAGCACCCGCUUGCCUUUUCAAUGAACUCUCACUCUCUUGAAGCCAAUGGUUUGCCUUUCUGUAUUUGAUGCAAGAUUAAAUACUUCCCAGAGAGGAUUCUAGCCUGGUAAAUAACCAGAGCUCAGGAAAUGUCGAA
Molecule: messenger RNA, 1856 nt
Organism: Ailuropoda melanoleuca (giant panda)
Lineage: Eukaryota; Metazoa; Chordata; Mammalia; Carnivora; Ursidae
Gene: UBXN10
Product: UBX domain protein 10
Exons: 2
Coding region: 571-1416 (281 amino acids)
Molecular function (GO): protein binding
Source: RefSeq, a predicted model, not a curated record